Molecule: messenger RNA, 1173 nt
Organism: Engraulis encrasicolus (European anchovy)
Lineage: Eukaryota; Metazoa; Chordata; Actinopteri; Clupeiformes; Engraulidae
Product: potassium voltage-gated channel subfamily C member 1-like
Exons: 5
Biological process (GO): potassium ion transmembrane transport
Cellular component (GO): neuronal cell body membrane; presynaptic membrane; dendrite membrane
Molecular function (GO): delayed rectifier potassium channel activity
Source: RefSeq, a predicted model, not a curated record
AUGGAGUGGGUGGCGCUGUCCUCCUUGUUCUUCAUCAUUGUGUCCAUCACGACCUUCUGCCUGGAGACGCACGAGGCCUUCAACCCCCUCGUGAACCGCACGGAGUUUAACCCCGUAGACAACAGCACGCGCUACUACGAGGAGCCGGAGACCGUGGCGUACCUGACCUACAUCGAGGGCGUGUGCGUGCUCUGGUUCACCUUCGAGUUCCUGGUGCGCGUGGUCUUCUGCCCCGACAAGCUCAAGUUCAUCCGGAAUACCCUCAACAUCAUAGACUUCGUAGCCAUCCUGCCGUUCUACCUGGAGGUGGGUCUGAGUGGCCUGUCCUCUAAAGCCGCUAAAGACGUGCUGGGUUUCCUCCGCGUGGUCCGCUUCGUCCGCAUCCUGCGUAUCUUCAAGCUGACGCGUCACUUCGUGGGCCUGCGCGUCCUCGGCCACACCCUGCGCGCCUCCACCAACGAGUUCCUACUCCUCAUCAUCUUCCUCGCCCUGGGGGUCCUCAUCUUCGCCACCAUGAUCUACUACGCCGAGCGCAUCGGCGCCAAGCCCAACGACCCGCGGGCCUCCGAGCACACGCACUUCAAGAACAUCCCCAUCGGCUUCUGGUGGGCCGUGGUAACCAUGACGACGCUGGGCUACGGCGACAUGUACCCGCAGACGUGGUCGGGCAUGCUGGUGGGGGCCCUCUGCGCCCUGUCGGGCGUGCUGACGAUCGCUAUGCCCGUACCCGUCAUCGUCAACAACUUUGGCAUGUACUAUUCGUUGGCGAUGGCUAAGCAGAAGCUCCCCAAGAAGAAGAAUAAGCAUAUAAAGCGUGCUCCUCAACCCGGCUCUCCGGACUACAAGUCUCCUCUGCACUCACCGCGCCACAGUAUCCAUGGCGACGCCUGCUCCCCGCCGCCACACCCGGACGCCGUCACCGAGCAGAAGGCACAGCAGGCACACACCAACGUCCCCCACCACCACGCCAAGCCCAGCGCACACCACGCCAAGAGCAACGCCAAGCCUGCUCCUACUCCCCAUCCAGUGGCAGCGCUGCCCGUUAUUCCAGCUGCUGUUCUGCGUGGAGGUAAGACUGUGGAUGUCAACGGAACGCCAAGUAACGCCAAGCCUGCUCCUACUCCCAAUCCAGUGGCAGCGCUGCCCGUUAUCCAGCUGCUGUUCUGCGUGGAG